Messenger RNA from Spodoptera litura, 2006 nucleotides. RefSeq lists its product as uncharacterized. NCBI's taxonomy places the organism in Eukaryota, Metazoa, Arthropoda, Insecta, Lepidoptera, Noctuidae. The record is from RefSeq and is a predicted model, not a curated record.
CAGAAUGCUGUUUAUGGUGCUACUGGUCCUGAUUGCUCCUUCGAUAACAGCUCGCGGGAUAAAUCAGGAGAUAACACUUGAGAGCCUUGAAGAUGGCCCAGGAUUAUUACCCUUCCGACUGGGAGCCACAAAACUCGUAACACAUUACCAUUCAUUCCUACAAUACAUAGAACUUAAAGAUAUUGACGAUAAGAUUAAUUUGUUACUCGAUCAAUUGUCUCACUAUAAGUAUAGUUUAAGUAAUGAUACUUACAUGUUAUAUGAGCUACAGAUAGAUUAUCUCUCUAAUAAACUGCUUAGAAUCGCGGAUCACUUAGAAACUCUAAAACCGGGUCGCGUAAAGAGAGGUCUCAUUGAUGGUUUAGGAUCGAUUAUUAAAAGUGUAACCGGUAACUUAGAUCAAUCAGAUGCCAUUCGAUAUGACAGUGCUAUUAAAACUCUACAAAAUAAUAGUAAUGAAUUAGCUGAAGAGUUUAACAAUCAUAUUAGCCUCAGUAAGGAGUGGAUGGCUCAGCAUUCUAACAUAGUUUCAAAAUUAGUAGAGAAUCAAAUUAAGAUAAAUGAAACCUUAAGAUUAAUCUUAGACAAUGAUGCUUAUAGAGAUAAUUAUCUUAUAAAAUAUGCUAAGUUUGCUCAAUAUCUAACCAUUUUAACCGAGAACAUUGAUGAAGUCUUAGGGGAAUUAGUUAGAAUAGAAAACAUCCUAGCCUUCAUACACGCAUCUAGCACACAUCAUUCCAUGUUAAGUACAGAAGUAUUAGGACAUAUGAUUCAAAAGUUAGUUAAGAUUUAUAGUAGAGAUCAAAUAGUAGAUUUAGAUAUUAGGGAAUAUUAUGACCUAAUAAAACCUGGAUAUUACUACUCAGGUAGCCAGAUAGUUAUAGUCUUUAAGUUGCCUAUAUUUGCGACGGAUAGUUUCGAUCUUUACAAGUUGUCAAUAGCUCCUAAUAAAUUCAAACAGGCCCUCAUCCCUCCUUUUCCAUUGAUAGCAACCAACAGGAAAGGUUUUGUGUACAUAGAGGCAGAAUGCCCGAAGUACGAUAACUGGUAUCUCUGUGCCGACAAGAUGGACCACCAGCUUCGGCAACAACCUGAUUGUAUACAGCAUCUCAUCUUGGACCAAACUAUAGAUGAGAAAUGUGACGUCAUGGAACUAACCCUAGCAAAGGCUUCAAUGGAAGAACUGGACGAAAGACACUACGUCAUAUCUUUCCCGAAUUCAACAAGGAUUCACACUGUAUGUGGAAAGGAAGACUAUAUAACAGUAGAUGGAAGCUACUUAGCCACAGUUCCCGAAAAUUGCUUCCUAUAUACCUCAGAAUUUGCUAUCACCAAUGUCAACGAUCACGUGGAGGGACGCCCCCUGAAGAUUAUGAAUAUAUCCUACAACAUGGACAUAAAACCUGAAAAGAUGACGCAACUGAAACUGAAAUCGAUAGAUCUUUCAAGAGUACAUGAUGUCCAGUAUCAACUAAUGGCGCAACCUGCAAUAAGACUCAACCAAAUCCCAGAUGACGCACUGUACCACACAACGAUCCCUUUUUACACCUUGCUGCUGUUAAGUGCAUUUGCACUCAUUAUACUACUUAUUAUACGGUGCAAUAAGACAUUUCAAGGCAGAAAACUCCAAACAAAAUCUCUUCAGGAGGAGACAGUAUAUGCAAAGCCUGGAGAAUCAGAGACAAGACAACCAAAUCCAGCAACUCUUUCUCAAUUCAUGUCUCGAAAAUAGUUGCUGAUCUGCGGGUGGAGGUGUUAUAGUACAUGACUACUCACAACUCGUCAAGUGCUAUGUGUGCAUCGGCCUUAAUGCUGAUUCUUAGUACCAGUGUUAUAGUGCAUUACGACACGUAAAGUGCAAAGUGUGCAUCGGCCUCAAUGCCAAUGCUUAGUAAGACCCUUACAUGUGAAUAUGUAUUGCGACACCUCGCGGUAUUGUUCGAUAUCUGACUCGGUUACUUACCGGAAAGUGAUUUCGUCAUUCUAAUUAUAACUUAGGAUUAAUC